AUGACAAUUCUUUGGUGUUGCUUGUUGACUCUGCCAUUGACGAUUUCUGCUUACGUUAAAGGCGGCUCAAGAAAGGUGUCUGCAGUAGGUGAUCCCUUCCAGAGCAGUUCGUUGUAUUCAUCGCGGCGAUUUUUGAAAGGAACUAAGAAAAGCGAAAGUAGUGAUGACAACAUAAUUGCUGGUGGAGAUAACGUUGCAAUUCCUGUAACAGAGGCACCCUUUGUUUCUGAAGUGGACAUGGUUUUUACAGACUCACCCGUAGCGAGUCCGGUGGCCCCUUCCCCGGUGAAUGUGAUGCCACCACCCGUGACCAGUCUGGUGACACCUUUUCCUUCCCCGGUGAAUACGCUCGCUACAGCCGCGCCCGUACUCAGUUUCGUGGCACCAUCCCCUUCCCCCGUGGUCGUGAUUUUUACACCCCCACCGCUAACCGAUCCAGUAGCUGAAGAUGUAAAUACAGCGCAACCUACUUUGGCUCCCUCCUCUUCUCCAGUGAAUCCGGCUGCUAUAGACUUACCGGUAACUAGUCCUAUAGCAACGCAAGCUACCCUGGUGCCUUCCUCGCCUGAGCUGAAACCGGUUGCUACUGGCGCUCCCGUAGCCAACCCUGUGGCCGAAACAAUAAAACCGGACGGGGGCGUCGAAACAGUAUUGAAUGAGACUGACCACAACGUAGAUACCGAUGACACUGGAGAUAGUACUAUCGCUCCAACAAAAGUGGCCGAUCCAUCUCCUUCUUCUGCUCUAGACGAUGCAUGUGCUGCAGCUGCGGAUGGUAAAUCCUACACGACAGACAACCAUCAAAAUAUUAUUUUUAUACAUGAGAUGACUGUGCCGGCAAAAGUCGACCCAUUCCAAGCAGGCUCUGAACUCGAUGCUUCAGCUCAGGCUGUUCUUCUCCGCGAUCUCAUACUCUCGAAUUGCCCCCUUGGCGAUUUGAGAAAGCGACGUCUGAGCAUGUCUGAGACUCUUCUAGGCAUUUCUAUCGUAGACAGCGAAAUACUGGAUGACGAACCGUGUACAGAAGUUGAAUUAGAGGAUGAGUUGGUUUGCUACCGCCGUCACGCCACCGCUCGUCUCUCUUUUGAAGAAGAUGUCGAAGUUGAUGCGCUUCAAGUUCGAGACGAAAUUCAAGUGAUUUUGACUCAGACGUUAUCGUCUCUUGUCGUCGAGUCAAGCGAAACAGUACGUGCUAAAUAUGUGGCACUGGAAGCUGGCUCUUUACAAUCCCAACAGAGCAAUGAAGGCGAAGGUGACACAAACAUAGCUCCGGCAGGAAUCACCUUUUUGACUUUGUUUGUACUCGCUGCAGUGGCUGGUAUGGCCCUAUUCGUAGUUUGGUAUCAUCGGAAGAGUCCGACUACCUCCCAUGGCUACGUGUUCGGAAGCAAGAUUCCUCCUCUGCAUGGAGUUGGAUCUUCCGACGAUACAGACAUUGGUUCGGGCGGAGACAUCUCCUCCGAAGAGAACUGGAAUACUCAAUUGCCGUAUGCUGUAAACGAAGUGACCAAUGAUUUUGCUUCGGAGCUCAUCCUCGUGAGUGAUUUCAGGGUAGCCGUUUCUCCAGUAGGAGACUAUUGUCGCUCAGAUGGAAGUGCCCACACUGACGAUAUUAUGACGGUCGUCGAAACAGCUAGAAUCGCACCUAUUUAUUCGGAGGAUCAUUUCCCGACUCUGGAUGUCAACAAGCCCUUAUACAGAAAGUCUUUGUUCGCUGCCUCGGUCAGAAACGAUCCACGUUCUCCGGACAGCAUUGAUCUCUAA
Messenger RNA from Phaeodactylum tricornutum CCAP 1055/1, 1764 nucleotides. RefSeq lists its product with no specific name. NCBI's taxonomy places the organism in Eukaryota, Bacillariophyta, Bacillariophyceae, Surirellales, Neidiaceae. The coding region runs from base 1 to 1764 and encodes 587 amino acids. The record is from RefSeq and is a predicted model, not a curated record. The transcript has a single exon.